AGGCGCUCGAUUUCUCCAGGUGUAAAGGAUGACAGCAGCUGCGACUUGUGUAAGCGGCAUGCUGCUGAGUCUGCGCGCUCAACGACACCAGCCAUGUUCGCCUUUGCUUUAGUGGCAGGCUCGCUUUGGAUGAUACUAGAGCUGAGCACUACACUAAUUGAGAGGAUGCAGGUGCAGGAGCAAUACUUUAGCCUGUGGCAAUCUGAAUUGGAAAAGCUGCUUCAUCUGGUCUGCUCAACACCCACUGCUGCGCUGUUUGGGCUUGGUGCUCUGACUUCCAUGUUGGCUUACUGGCUGGCAACACGUCCACGCCCCCUAAUACCCCCAUGUGACCUUCAGCACCAGUCUGAAGAAACUGAGGGAGGUGGCCAUAAAUCAAUGUUGGUUGACAAUCCCAAGCUGUUCACACGCUACUAUGAAGACACAAAAACCUUGUAUGAGGCAUUCCAGAGGGGCCUGCACAUAACUGGUGAUGGACCAUGCUUAGGUUCUCGGCUCCCAAAUCAACCUUACCAAUGGCUAUCUUAUCGAGAGGUCACAACACGGGCAGAGCACUUGGGCUCAGGCUUACUGUCUCAGGGUUGCCAACCCAAUUCCAAGCAGUUUAUUGGAGUGUUUGCUCAGAAUAGGCCAGAGUGGAUAAUCUCCGAGCUGGCUUGUUACACCUACUCCAUGGUGGUGGUACCACUUUACGACACACUGGGGCCUGAUGCAAUUCAAUACAUAAUCAAUAUUGCAGAAAUAUCUACAGUGAUCUGUGAUAAACCUGAAAAGGCCAAGGCACUUCUAGAUAAUGUAGAGCAGAAGACGAUGUUGACUCUUAAGACGGUUAUCCUCAUGGACCCAUUUGACAUAGAUCUUGUGGAACAGGGCAAGAAGUGUGGUGUUUUCAUCCAGGCCCUGAAACAUGUAGAGGCCAUUGGGCAAGAGCAUUACUGCAAGCCAAUGCCACCUUGUUCAGAAGACCUUUCAAUAAUCUGCUUUACCAGUGGCACAACAGGAAAUCCAAAGGGUGUGAUGCUUACACAUGGGAACAUUGUUGCUGAUAUUUCUGGCUUUCUGAAAGCAACAGAUAAAGUUAUAUCUCCAAAUCAAGAAGACGUUCUCAUUUCUUUCUUGCCCCUUGCACACAUGUUUGAGCGGCUUAUUGAGGCAGUGGUGUACUGUCAUGGGGGCAGAAUUGGCUUUUUUCAGGGUGAUAUACGUCUUCUUGCUGAUGACAUGAAGGCCCUGCGCCCCACUGUCUUCCCUGUGGUGCCACGGCUUCUCAACCGCAUGUAUGAUAAGAUCUUUACUCAGGCCAAUACCCCUGUGAAGCGUUGGCUCCUUAAUUUUGCUGCGAAAAAAAAGGGAGAAGAGGUCAGCAGUGGGAUCAUCCGCAAUAACAGCAUAUGGGAUAAGAUCUUCUUCAGCAAGAUUCAGGCUAAUGUAGGUGGGAGGCUUCGAAUGGUUAUAACUGGUGCUGCUCCUACCUCUCCUACGGUACUCAGCUUCUUGAGAGCAGCUUUGGGCUGUCAGGUGUAUGAAGCAUAUGGACAGACAGAGUGCACAGCCGGCUGCACCUUCACCACCCCUGGAGACUGGACUUCUGGUCAUGUAGGGGCACCACUACCAUGCAACCUCAUAAAACUUGUGGAUGUGCCAGAGAAGAACUACUAUACCUCAAAAGGAAAGGGGGAGGUGUGUGUAAAAGGCCCAAAUGUCUUUAAAGGCUAUCUGAAGGAUCCAGUUAUGACGGCAGAGACACUAGAUUCGGAUGGAUGGCUACACACAGGAGACAUUGGGCAAUGGUUACCGAAUGGCACAUUAAAGAUCAUAGACAGGAAGAAGCACAUAUUUAAGCUUGCACAGGGUGAAUAUAUUUCUCCUGAGAAGAUUGAGAACAUCUAUAUUCGCAGUGAGCCUGUGUCUCAGCUCUAUGUUCAUGGAGACAGCCUACAGUCUUGUCUGGUUGGGAUUGUUGUUCCUGAUCCUGAAGUGUUGCCUUCAUGGGCCCAGAAAAAAGGCAUUGAUGGAUGCUAUGCUGAUCUGUGUAAAAAUGUGGCUCUAAAAAAAGCCAUCUUGGAUGAUAUGGUAUGUUUGGGCAAAGCUGGUGGCCUCCAUUCAUUUGAGCAAGUAAAAGACAUCUACAUUCAUAAUGAAAUGUUCUCCAUAGAAAAUGGAUUGCUGACUCCCACAUUAAAAUCCAAGAGGCCAGAGCUUAAAGUAUAUUUCAAGCAGCAAAUAGAACAUCUGUAUGCCAACAUCAAAAUGUAAAUAUCCCUUUUGCUAAAUGUGGACUGCGGACUCUUUUUUAUAGUGAUCAAUUGUUUGUCAAUAAUUUGUCCAAAUACCAAUACAGCUACAAAAAGCAUGAAAACAAGCCAUGCUUGA
Molecule: messenger RNA, 2373 nt
Organism: Silurus meridionalis
Lineage: Eukaryota; Metazoa; Chordata; Actinopteri; Siluriformes; Siluridae
Gene: acsl6
Product: acyl-CoA synthetase long chain family member 6
Exons: 22
Coding region: 94-2256 (720 amino acids)
Biological process (GO): long-chain fatty acid metabolic process; very long-chain fatty acid metabolic process; long-chain fatty-acyl-CoA biosynthetic process
Cellular component (GO): endoplasmic reticulum; membrane
Molecular function (GO): arachidonate-CoA ligase activity
Source: RefSeq, a predicted model, not a curated record